GUUUACCCAGCGUCCCGCGACUGCCAGAGAGAGCGCUGUGGCAAUGCAGAGCGCUUUUGUCGGUCGAGAGAGAGGGCCUCCACUCUUCAAGGCGUCUGGAACGGAGUCCUCUGAUAGGUAUCACGUAUUCAACUAGCGGCCGUAGAGGCACUAGCAAGCCAAACUGAAAAGUGAUUUGGACUCGGACCCCUGCCGCGGUCGUCAAGAUGACUUUCGGCGUUAGUCUGGUUGCUGCUAAUGAUGUGAUUGAACGCGCACUGCCGGCGCUGCAACAACACCUUCUGUGCUAACUGCUCAAACUCAAAAACCACCAUGCCCUCGUACGGAGCGCUGCACGCGGCACGCAAACAGUUGGCAGCGCAGCACUUUACCGUCGACGCCGAUGCGGUAGCUUGGCUCGACGCGGAGGCGUCGUCUGACGAGAGCGUUCCGCCGCCACCGCCCCGCUCGGCGCCGCCGCGGCCGCACCGCUCGCGCACGCCGCCGCCGCCGCGCGGAGCGCCGCCGCAACCACAACCAGCGCCGCGCCGGUCGAAGAGUUCGCCGCCGCGCGCCCGGCGGCGGCCGGCGCCGCGGCCGCCGCCGGCGCCGCGCCGCCGGCUGAGCGUGGGCGAGGCGUGCCGGCGGCUCGGCGAGCGCGCCUGCGUGCGGCGCGGCCGCCUCGCGCUCGUGGGCGAGCUCUGCACGGACAUCGCGGACGUGCCGGCGUUCGCGGCCGCGUGCGAGACGGUGUACCUGUCGAACAACUGCUUCGCGGCCCUCGACGGCGUACAGGCCUUCCGGCACGUCGUGCAGCUGUCGCUGACGAACAACUGCGUGCUGCACCUCGACCGCCUCGAGCCGCUGCGGAGCUUGGAGGCGCUCGUGGUCCUGGCCCUGGAGGGGAACGGCGUCGCGGCGCUGCCGGGCUACCGGAGCCGCUGCCUCGCGACCUGCGCGGUUUCCCUACGACGGCUCGACGGCCGCGACGUGACGCCGCGGGAGCGCCGCGACGCCGCGGCCGCGGACCGGCGGGACCGGGCCGUCUGGGACGACCUGCGGCGCCUCGACGCGCGCGCGGCGCGUUUGGGCGCCUACGCCUCGUUGCGGCAGGCGCACGGCGAGCUCCGGGCCUGGUUCGCGGCGGCGCGCGGGCCCGACGGGCCGCCGCCCGGCCGCGACGUCGAGGCGCGGCUGCUCUUAAGAAGGUGGCGCGUCGGCGACCAGGGCGGAUCGUUCGACGGCGUCGAGUUGCUGGCGCGGCGCGCGGGCCUGCGGCUCCGCGCGGCGACGGGCGCGCGGCCGUCGGACGCCGACGUCUUCGCCCGGGUCCACGACGGGCUGCACCGCGCGUUCGCGGCGGCGCUCGGCCGCUGCGGCGGGCUCGCGCGGACCACGCCCGCGCUGGGCCGCGGCCGCAUGCCCGUGCGCGCGCUCUGCGCCGCGGCGCAGGGCGAGGUCGCGCACGUGGCCGCCGCGCUGGCCCUCGCGCCCGCGGCGCCCGCCUCGGGCCCCGCGUCGCUGGCGGACUCGCUGCCGCCGCAGCAGCUCGAGCCCCCGUCGCCGGACAAGGCGGCCCGCGCCGCGCCGCCCUCGCCCGAGCCCGCGCCGCCGCCGCCCCGGCCACACACGCCGCCGCCCCUCGCGGCGCGGCCGCCGUCGCCGAUCUACGACCGGUCGCGGUCGCCGCCGCCGCCCGCGGCCGAACCGGCGCCGGGCCCGGCCGCGCUCGCGCCGCCGGCGCCGCCGCCGCCCGCGCGACCUCGGCCGCGGCAGGCGCGGGCGCCCGCGCGACCGGCCCGGCCGCCGCGGGCAACGGCUCAGGCGCGGCCGUCGCGGGCGCAAGCGCGGCCGGCGAGGCCGUCGCGCUCCCCCGUCCGAUCCGCGCCCGCGCCGCGGGCAACCGCUCAGGCUCGGCCGUCGCGGGGUGCCACGCGAGCGCCGGCGCCCGCGCGGCCGGCGAGGCCGUCGCGCUCCCCCGUGCGAUCCGCGCCCGCGCCGGCCGCGCCUGCACCGACCGCGCCCGCGCCGACCGCGGCGGAGCGAAAGCGCGCGCGGUCGCCGCCGCCGCCGGUCGUCGUCGAGCCCGUCGCGCCGGCCGAACCGGAACCGGCACCGGAACCGGAACCGACGCCGCCGGCGACGCCGACGACGCGGCAGCGGCGGCGCGCCACGGCCCUCGAGAAGGAGGAGGCCCUCGCCGCGACGCUGCGGGAGCUGUCGACGCACGUGGCGAGCGUGCUCGGCGUCGACGACGCCGCGAACCGCCGGCUCUGCGACGAGGCGCCGCCCGCCGCGCCGACCGACGAGCGCAUGAGCGAGCUCAAGGCCUACACUUCGCACCUCAAGAAGCGGCUGCGCGCGCUGGAGAAGGCGUCGGGCGCGGAGCGCGCGCGCGCGGAGCGGGCGGCCUUCCUCGUCGACGGCGUCGCGCGGCACCGCGGCGGCCCGGCGCCGGGCCGCGGCGGCGAGCAAGCCGUCACCGACGCGGAGAAGCGCCUGGCCGAGGUCACGGCGGCGCUGAAGCGGGCCCAGGCGCGGGCCGGCGACGCGGCCAAGGUCGCCGCGGCGCGCGACGCCGCCCGCGACGCCGCGGCCCGGGCCGCCGAGCGGCGGGCGCGCGCCGAGCGGGCCUGCGACGACGCCAAGGCCCAGGGCUGCGACGCGCGGGCCCGGCGCGCCGACGCCGAGGCCCAGCUGCUGGCGGCGUCGGAGGAGGCGACGGCGGCGCGCGGCGAUGCGACGCGGUCGCUCUACGACGCGGCGGCCUACUCGUCCGACGACCGGGACUCGAGCGACGACUCGUCGGACGACGACGACUGCGUCGACCGGGCGCGGCGCGGCGCGGCCGUCGCGGCGCUCGUGGCGCAGCGCGCCGGCGUCGGCGGCGGCGCGCCGCGGCUCGCAAAGGUGCGCGCGCCGUGGCUGCUGCGGCGCAUCCUGCGGCGGUGGCGGGCCGCGAAGAAGGUGAAGCCCUUCAACGCGCCGCGCCUCCGCGCCGCGCUCGAGAAGCUCCGCGAGCACGUCGACCUCGGGCGCCUCGACAAGGCCGGCGCGAAGCGGGCCGCCGCCGCGGCGCAAAGGCGGGCCUUCCGCGCGCUCCGGGCCCACCGCGCGCCGCGCGCGAAGAAGACAAAGGCGGCCGUUGCGGAGAAGCCGCCCGACGCGCGCGCGUUGUUUAGAAGGUGGCGGACGCGCGUGGCGUCGGACGCGCGGCUCCGCCGGGCGUCCGAGGCGCUCGUCGCGCGGCGGCGGCCGGCGGAGGACGCGCCGCCGGACCACGCGUGGCUCUUCCGCCGGCUGCUGCGCGACUGGCGGCGCGCCGUCAAAGUCAAUAGGGAGCACCGCGCGCGCGCGGCGGCCGAGGUCGAGCCCGUGGGAAGGCGGUUCCGGCGGCGCCGCGGCUUCAUCGCCUGGCGCCGCGCGGCGGCCGCGAAGCGCAUCCUGGACCUGGCGGCGGGCGCGAAGGCGGCGCGCCGCCUGCGGAAGCGGCGGUUCGCCCAGUGGCGGUCGAACGCGGACGUCGUCCAGGAGACGCGGGCUGCGGCGUGCAAGGCGCUGGCGCACUACCUGGAGACGGCGCGGCGGCGGGCCUUCGGGGCGUGGCGCGCGGCGGCGCGGCAGCUGUUCGCGCGGCGGCGGUUCCGGCGCCUCGGCGCGGGCCUCGCGCGCGCGGCGCGGCGGCCGCUCCUCGACGCGGCCGCCGCGGCGGCCAGGGGCGCGCGGGCCAAGGAGACGCGCGAUUCGGCGGCGGCCCUCGCCUUCCGGCGGGACAAGCGCAAGGAGCGCGCCGCGCAAGCGCUCCAGAAGUGGCGCCGCGACGUCGCGGCGCUGCGGGCGCGCGCGCGGCGGCUCGCGCGCGCGGCCGACGAGCUGCAGGACGCGGCCGCCGCGCCCCGGCCGGCGCCGCGGCCCGGCGCCGCCGCGACCGUGCAGCCGCGCCUGGCGUCCGUGCACGAGGCGCGGCGGCGGCGCGACGCGGCGAAGGCCGCCGCCGACGCCGCGCAGCGCGAGCUCGUGCGGCGCGCGACGCGCGCCGCGGCCUCGCGCGCGGCGGCCGCCGCGGCGACGCGGCAGGGCGACGCCGCGCGCCGCGCCGUCGCCGAGGCCGCCCGGGAGGCCGCGCGCGCCGCGGCGGCCGCGCAGCGCGAAGCCUCUCGGGCGACGGCGGCCGAGACGGCGCGCGCGACGGCGGCGCGGCGCGCGGACCUGGCCGAGGACCGGGUCCGGGACGAGGCCGCGGCCCUGGCGGCGGCGACGGCGGCGCUCGACGCGCUCGCGGACGGCCUCGGCGAGGAGCUGGGCGUCGCGAAGAUGAGCGGCCUCGCGGCGCCGAAGCGGAAGAAGAAGAGCAGUCUGCGGAGCGGCGCCACGGCCCUCGUGCACGCGACGUCCGGCACGCCGCCGCCCGCGCCGCGGCGCCAGGCGACGUCGCGGCACAAGGCGUUUCGGGCGCUGGCCGACUGCGAGAACCGCCUCCUCUGGUUGCGCACGGCGGAGCAGGAGCUCGACAAGGCGUGCGCGGACCGGGCGCUCGCCGCGGCCCAGCUGUCGGAGCAGGCCGAGGCGCAGAGUCGCGAGGCCGACGUUAAAUUGGAGAAGGCCCUGAACCUCGCGCGCGAGCUGCGCGAGGCCGUCGCCGAGGCCGGCCGGCGGACGGCCGAGCACGAGAUACGCCGCAAGCGGGCCCUGGAGUUGCUGGAGCGGCUGAACGCGGACCUGAAGCGCGCGAAUCUGGAUUUGGCGGCGUCCGAGGACGCGCGCGACGAGCUGAUCGCGCGGGCGGACCGGCGCAACGCGCGGCUGCGAGCCGAGCGCGAGGCUGAGCGAGUAGACGGCGACGUCGUCGCGCCUGCUGGCGUGCCGGAGACGCCGUCGGGGGGGUUGCCUUGGAGUGAUGACGAUCCGACGCCUAGGAGCGUCGGCGGGCGACGGGUGUUUGCGACGACCUGA
This is a messenger RNA of Pelagomonas calceolata, 4932 nucleotides long. NCBI's taxonomy places the organism in Eukaryota, Pelagophyceae, Pelagomonadales, Pelagomonadaceae. The record is from the annotation of a GenBank genome assembly.